Pomacea canaliculata is the source of this 390-nucleotide messenger RNA. Its product is annotated as guanine nucleotide exchange factor MSS4-like. The transcript has 2 exons. Gene Ontology annotation, biological process: post-Golgi vesicle-mediated transport; small GTPase-mediated signal transduction. Gene Ontology annotation, cellular component: cytosol; membrane. Gene Ontology annotation, molecular function: guanyl-nucleotide exchange factor activity; zinc ion binding. NCBI's taxonomy places the organism in Eukaryota, Metazoa, Mollusca, Gastropoda, Architaenioglossa, Ampullariidae. Bases 1 to 390 code for a protein of 129 amino acids. The record is from RefSeq and is a predicted model, not a curated record.
AUGGCAGAAUCUGGAGCAACGCCUGUUGGAGACGAUGUGUCUGCUUUUUAUGAUCUUGUAGAAAAUGGAAAAAAUAAGACCAGCAUUUACUGUCAGCGAUGUCGAAGUCUUGUCCUUUCGCCGAACAAUGCAACAUUGGUUGAAAAAGAGUUUUACCUUCCAUACAUGUUCAAGAAAAAGGUGGAAACACAACCCACUGAAGGUGAGGACCUCAAGGCAUUUUGGCUGGUGAAAGAUAUGUACACCUUUGACAAUGUUGGCUUCUCUAACACAGUUGACUCCAUAAAAUACCUGAUCUGCGCUGACUGUGAGAUUGGGCCUAUUGGUUGGCACAACAUCACAGACAAGAAAUCAUUUUACAUUGCUGUUGAACGUGUCCGACAUGAAUGA